ACUUAUAGCUGUUCUCUUCCGAAAGCUUCACCAUCUAUCAAACCCUAAUUUAUUUUUUUUUAGCAUCCAAUUGUUUCUAUCCAGCAACGCACUGUAGCACCAAAAAUACAUUGAAGAUGGUCUCGGACGCCAGCAAGAAGAAGGCAGCUCAGAAGAAGGCUUCUGCGGCUGCUAAGAGAGGUGGGAAGGCGGCCGCAGCCGCUGCAUCUUCCAAGGCGGCGGCAACCGCGAUCGCAGACAACGGCGUUGAUAAGGUUUCUGAUAAAGUUAGUAUGCUCCAGAUAUCUGAUCGGACCUGUACCGGUGUUCUCUGCUCGCAUCCUCUUUCCAGAGAUAUUCGUAUAGAGUCCUUAUCAGUUACUUUCCAUGGACACGAUCUUAUUGUUGAUUCAACUCUGGAGCUUAACUAUGGCAGGCGCUAUGGUUUGCUUGGAUUAAAUGGUUGUGGGAAAUCCACGCUGCUGACUGCAAUAGGAUUGCGAGAACUUCCGAUUCCGGAGCACAUGGAUAUUUAUCAUCUCACGAGGGAGAUUGAAGCUUCGGACAUGUCUGCUUUGGAGGCUGUCAUGAGUUGUGAUGAAGAGAGGUUGAAAUUGGAGAAAGAAGCAGAAAUGUUGGCAGCACAGGAUGAUGGUGGUGGAGAGCAACUUGAACGCAUUUAUGAGCGGUUAGAUGCAUUGGAUGCAGCAACUGCUGAGAAACGUGCUGCUGAAAUCCUAUUUGGUCUUGGUUUUGACAAGAUGAUGCAGGCAAAGAAAACACAAGAUUUCUCUGGUGGUUGGAGAAUGAGGAUUGCAUUAGCACGUGCCCUAUUCAUUAAUCCAACCAUUCUUCUCCUUGAUGAACCCACCAAUCAUUUAGAUUUAGAAGCUUGUGUCUGGUUGGAAGAAAAUUUGAAGAAAUUUGAUCGUAUCCUUGUUGUGAUCUCCCAUUCCCAGGAUUUCCUGAAUGGAGUCUGUACAAAUAUUAUCCAUAUGCAGAGCAAAACUCUUAAGUUGUACACUGGGAACUAUGAUCAGUAUGUUCAAACUCGUGCUGAGUUGGAGGAGAACCAGAUGAAACAGUACAAAUGGGAGCAGGAACAGAUUGCUUCAAUGAAGGAGUACAUAGCUCGCUUUGGUCAUGGGUCGGCAAAACUAGCUCGACAGGCACAAAGUAAAGAAAAAACAUUGGCAAAGAUGGAACGAGGUGGACUCACGGAGAAGGUAGCCAGGGAUAAGGUUCUGGUCUUUCGAUUUGUUGAUGUUGGAAAACUUCCUCCACCUGUACUGCAGUUUGUGGAAGUGGCUUUUGGGUAUACACCUGAUAGUCUCAUCUACAAGAACUUGGACUUUGGGGUAGACUUGGACUCGAGGAUAGCACUAGUUGGGCCUAAUGGAGCGGGGAAGAGUACACUGCUGAAACUGAUGACUGGUGAAUUGACUCCCACUGAUGGUAUGGUCCGACGCCAUAAUCAUCUCCGAAUUGCACAAUACCAUCAGCAUUUGGCAGAGAAACUCGACAUGGAAAUGUCUGCGCUCCAAUACAUGAUAAAAGAGUACCCUGGAAAUGAGGAGGAGAAAAUGAGAGGUUCAAUCGGGAAGUUUGGAUUGACAGGGAAAGCACAAGUGAUGCCAAUGAAGAACCUAUCUGAUGGACAGAGGAGUCGGGUCAUCUUUGCAUGGUUAGCGUUUCGACAACCCCACUUACUGCUGCUGGAUGAACCCACUAACCAUUUGGAUAUUGAGACAAUAGAUUCGCUGGCCGAGGCAUUGAAUGAGUGGGAUGGUGGCAUGGUACUAGUGAGUCAUGAUUUCCGGCUGAUAAACCAGGUAGCUGAGGAGAUUUGGGUGUGUGAAAAUCAAGCUGUAACACGGUGGGGAGGUGACAUUAUGGACUUCAAGCAGCAUCUCAAGAGUAAAGCUGGUUUAUCUGAUUGAAACAAGCAUUAAUUAAAAGCAUGUCUUUCAAUUUAUAGUUGCCACCUCUCUUGUGGUGGUGGCCGAGUAAUCUAUAUAGCCUACCUAUGGAGCCAGGGGUAGCGAGGGGCUUUUGUUAUUGUUCGAAGCCAUCAGUGUUCGUGGCUUAUUUUUUUAACCUUCUCGGGGUUCUGUUCACCGAGGGUUUAUUUGUUUUGGGGUUUAAAAAGCUUUAUAGAGGCUUUGUGCUGGUGAGUCGGUCGGAUCCAUACAUAUAUUUUUUUAACAUUCCUAAGCUGUAUUUCGAGUUUUCAUUCGUUUCUUA
Hibiscus syriacus is the source of this 2223-nucleotide messenger RNA. Its product is annotated as ABC transporter F family member 1-like. The coding region runs from base 117 to 1919 and encodes 600 amino acids. The record is from RefSeq and is a predicted model, not a curated record. Lineage: Eukaryota; Viridiplantae; Streptophyta; Magnoliopsida; Malvales; Malvaceae. Gene Ontology annotation, molecular function: ATP hydrolysis activity; ATP binding. The transcript has 6 exons.